AUGGCCUCAGCUGAAAUACAGACUCUGUUGCGAUUUUUAUCACAGGAUGCCAAGCUACCAUUGGCGUCUGCCAUGGGCAAAGUCAUGGAUCUCCAGAAAGCCAACCUAAUAUCCGUGGAGCAAAUUUCAAAAGCAGAACUCAAGUCUCUUCAGGAGAUUUUCAAAGAUGACAAAGUUGCUAAACAGGUGCUGAACGCUGCCAAGAGAGUCUCCAAGAAGCGUCAAGCGCCAACUGGCAAUUCAGACUCGCCACAGAAAAAGGCCAGGGGACCAGCUCGCAUUGAUGCCACACCAUACGAGACUGAAUCGACGCUUUCUUUGCCUAUGUCAUCGGCAUCGGAAGAUGAGCUGUCGCGGAUCAUUCUGUUGACUAACAGGGCACCUCUUGUGCUUGCAUUUGCAGUCUGUGUCUUGAAAUACACGAUGCCAGAGCAGCCAAUCUCCAGCAGACUCAGCCUUGCGCAAGCUGUCGUCAGUGCCAACAGCCGCUCGAAGGCCAUCAGCCUAGGAAUUGGAAGCGGCAAAACCGCUGAGCAAGAAGGUUGGGGUGAAGGCCAUCCUGUGAUCAAAGUCCUAGGGCGAGAGAUCAAGGUUCUGAAACGGUGGGAUUAUAAUCCCCAAGAAGGCAAACCAACAGAAGAACUAAGCUCAGAGCAAGAUGCUGGGAAUGCUGCUGCCGCUUCUGCCGCUUCUGCCGACAUCUUGGGCAAAGGGGAUUCAGAUGGUUCAGACACAUCGCCCCCUCUUUGGGGCGUGGAUCUUGAAGCCCUGAGAAGUGCUCAGGGCAGUGGCCCGAGUCCUGCUACGAAAGGCAGCACAAGUCUUCCAAUCUUCACGCCGAAUUCUGCAAAAUCAUAUCUCUACAGAUCCUUUACUGAAGCGGCCACAGAGACUACGGAGACUGACAUUGGCUCCAGCAAGACGAAACGCAAGUCGGGCAAGCAAUUGGAAGCCGAGAAAGAGACUUGCUUGGCCUACUUGCUGCAAGCUAUUGACCUGGUCUGCCAGUCCUGGGCCAGCACUCUAAGCAAAGAGGAGCUGGAUAGACGUGCUUGGGCCUGGUAUCUUCGCGUGAGACCGGACGUUCAGAGUGGGCCCGGAGGUUGGGGUGAAAAAGGGCAAGUGAAAUUGUCGGAUAUCUUGCUGCAGCCUCACCAAGGAGAGCUUGCCGUCUCCGCUCUGCUUCUGCAGCGCGUGCUGCACUUUCCUCCGCUUCUUCUGUGCUCAGCUUCCCACUCACGCCCCGCUUUCACAGCGGCAGCAGCAGUUGCCUUCUCAGCUUUGGUAUUCUUGGCACGCCGGGCAAAGAGCAAGCUCCCGCUACGCUUCAUCCUGAUCAGGGACCGCAGAGCGCCAGCUGUCCCCAAUCCGAUGGAAGUCUACCUUCCAGACAAGCAAGUGCUUGAACAUGGACAGCCGUUGCCGCCAAAGUCAAGCGCGCCGCAGAGGCCGGAGUGA
Messenger RNA from Aspergillus fischeri NRRL 181, 1458 nucleotides. RefSeq lists its product as uncharacterized. Lineage: Eukaryota; Fungi; Ascomycota; Eurotiomycetes; Eurotiales; Aspergillaceae. The record is from RefSeq and is a predicted model, not a curated record. The coding region runs from base 1 to 1458 and encodes 485 amino acids. The transcript is spliced from 3 exons.